Molecule: messenger RNA, 2429 nt
Organism: Plectropomus leopardus (leopard coralgrouper)
Lineage: Eukaryota; Metazoa; Chordata; Actinopteri; Perciformes; Serranidae
Gene: sec63
Product: SEC63 homolog, protein translocation regulator
Biological process (GO): post-translational protein targeting to endoplasmic reticulum membrane; SRP-dependent cotranslational protein targeting to membrane
Cellular component (GO): Sec62/Sec63 complex
Molecular function (GO): RNA binding; transmembrane protein transporter activity
Source: RefSeq, a predicted model, not a curated record
UACACCACGUACACCGAUGAUCAGAGCUGUGUUGGCUCGAUGCUAGCUGGCUAGCUAACGGUCUGUCAAUUCGCACACAUUGGGCUAGAAGAGGGGGAAGCGCAGCGGUGGAGAAGAAGGGCGACCCAAGCGCCGCUACGAAAUGGCCGGGCAACAGUUCCAGUACGAUGACAGCGGCAACACGUUUUUCUAUUUCCUAACGUCCUUCGUCGGACUCAUUGUGAUCCCGGCCACAUAUUACCUCUGGCCCCGGGAUCAGAAUGCUGAACAACUGCGUCUGAAGAGCCUGAGGAGGGUACACGGCAGGUGUCUGUGGUACCGGCUCAGGCUGAUGAAGUCACAGCAGAGCAUUGUACCAACACUAAAGAAAGCAGCUUUGUUAUUUGGCUGGGCUGUGUUCCUGCUGCUGGCCUACAAGGUGUCCAAGCUGGACAGAGAGUACCAGGAGUAUAAUCCAUAUGAAGUCCUCAACUUGGACCCGGGUGCAUCACUGUCACAAAUCAAGAAGCAAUACCAUGUACUGUCACUCAAGUACCAUCCUGACAAAGGUGGUGAUGAGGCCACAUUCAUGAGAAUCGCCAAAGCCUAUGCUGCUCUGACCAAUGAACAGUCAAGACAGAACUGGGAAAUAUACGGUAACCCAGAUGGUCCAGGAGCCACCAGCUUUGGUAUUGCCCUGCCUGCCUGGAUUGUGGACCAGAAGAACUCAAUGCUGGUGCUGUUGGUAUAUGGACUAGCCUUUAUGGUCAUCCUUCCAGUUGUUGUGGGCACAUGGUGGUACCGCUCCAUCCGAUACAGCGGGGACCAGAUCCUCAUCAACACCACCCAGCUCUUCAUGCAUUUCAUGUACAAGACGCCCAACAUGAACAUGAAGCGGUUAGCCAUGGUGUUGACCGCAGCAUUUGAGUUUGACCCUCGCAGCAAUAAAGAAGCCACCAUACGACCGACAGACAACAUUGAAGUGCCACAGUUGAUCCGUGAGUUAGGAAAUAUCAACGUGAAGAAGAAGGAGCCUCCAUUCUGCUAUCCUUACAGUUUGAAGGCCAGGGUGUUAGUGCUCGCUCACUUGGCACGCAUGGAUGUAUCAGAGGAGUUGGAAGAAGAUCAGAGGUUUGUGGUGAGGAAGAGUCCGGCUCUCCUCCAGGAGAUGAUCAACGUGGGCUGUCAGCUUACCAUGAUGGCCAACAGCAGAGGAGGCUUUCACGCACCUCGAUUGGUAACCAUAGAGAAUUGCAUGAAACUGACCCAAAUGAUAGUGCAGGGUCUGCAGGAGUCAAAGUCACCACUGCUGCAGCUGCCCCACUUUGAGGAGGAGCACCUCCGCUACUGCAUCUCUAAGAAGUAUAAAGUCCGGAGCCUCCAGGACCUGGUGAGUCUCAAGGACUCCGACAGACGCAGCAUGCUGCGCUUCCUUGGGGAGGAGAAGUACGAUGAAGUCAUGGCUGUGCUGGGCAGCUUCCCUCACAUCACCAUGGACACCAAACUGCAGGUCCUUGAUGAUGAAGACAGCAAUAACAUCACAGCAGGCUCUAUUGUCACAGUAACCGUCACCUUAACCAGAAAACGGAUGGCGGAGGUGUUUGAAAAGGAGCAGGAGUCGACACCGUGUCUAGCAGAGGAGACUGCCACUACAGAGGAAACACAGGGGGACACGAGUAAAACCAAAACAAAAGUUUGGCAGAACAAAAGUAAAGGGGCUAAGAAGACAGCCAAGUCCAAGAAGAAAAAAUUAACCAAGAAGAAGGCCACUCCUGCACCUGCCAAAACAAAGCAGGCCAACGGCAACGUGGCAGGAAAUGAAGUCGUCGUAGCAGCAGCAGCAACAGCAGCAGUGAAGGAGGAAGAGGAUGAGGUCUCAGACAAGGGCAGCGAGUCAGACGAGGGCGAAGCCAACAAGGACUCUCCCAGCGAGAGAGACGAAGACAGUGACAAACAGAGUGACACAGAGGUGGACGAGAUGGCCGGUGACGAUGAAGAGGAGUGGGAGGCGUUGCAGCAGAGCAUCCAGCGGCGAGAGCGGGCCCUGCUGGAGACCAAGUCGAAGGUGACGCACCCUGUCUACAGCCUCUACUUCCCUGAAGAGAAGCAGGAGUGGUGGUGGCUCUACAUCGCCGACCGCCGAGAUCAGACGCUCGUCUCCAUGCCGUACCACGUCUGCACGCUAAAAGACACAGAAGAGGUGGAGCUGAAGUUUCCAGCGCCCUCCAAAACAGGCAACUACCAAUAUUCUGUCAUCCUCCGCUCUGAUUCCUACCUGGGACUGGACCAGAUCAAACCACUCAAGCUGGAGGUCCACGAGGCCAAGGCCAUGCUGGACAACCACCCACAGUGGGACAUCCCAGACACGGAGGAGGAGGACGAAGAGCAGGAGGACAGCGACGGCAUCGAGGAGAGCGAAGACGACGACGAGGACAACGACUGAAUGCAGA